Messenger RNA from Lacerta agilis (Sand lizard), 4441 nucleotides. RefSeq names its product integrator complex subunit 2 (gene INTS2). Gene Ontology annotation, biological process: snRNA 3'-end processing. Bases 273 to 3899 code for a protein of 1208 amino acids. The record is from RefSeq and is a predicted model, not a curated record. Gene Ontology annotation, cellular component: integrator complex. The transcript has 25 exons. NCBI's taxonomy places the organism in Eukaryota, Metazoa, Chordata, Lepidosauria, Squamata, Lacertidae.
CAUAAGGUUGUGUGCGAAGGGAAUUGCAGCCUGUGUUUAGAGAUGAAACUAGCAGUUUCUUUGUUCUCUAUGUGCAUCUGUUGAGGUAGGCUGCUGCCUCUGAAAACUCCUCCUGCCCUAAAGCUGCUAGUCCCUAAGAUAUAACCAUAUACUAGCACCUGCUGACUAACAGUUAAUUUCCUGGAAUUUUGGAUCUUCACCCAACUGCCACCUGACCCAGCAACUGCCCACUUAGCUUCCUGUGGUAUUGUGGUUUCCAGUCACCUGGGGAAAUGGCGGACUGCUCAGCACUGCAGUUCGUCAGUCCUUAUGCUUUUGAAGCCAUGCAGAAAGUAGAUGUCGUGCGCUUAGCGGCCCUGAGUGAUCCAGAGCUCCGGUUGUUGCUGCCUUGCUUGGUGCGGAUGGCCUUGUGUGCCCCGGCAGAUCAGAGUCAGGGCUGGGCCCAGGACAAAAAGCUGAUCCUUCGCUUGCUUUCUGGAGUGGAAGCUGUCAACUCCAUCGUAGCCUUGCUGUCUGUGGACUUCCAUGCUUUGGAACAGGAUGCCAACAAGGAGCAACAGCUUAGGCAUAAGCUUGGAGGGGGUAGUGGCGAGAGCAUCUUGGUGUCUCAACUGCAACAUGGCCUCACCCUGGAGUUUGAACACAGCGAUUCCCCACGGCGCCUCCGUCUUGUGCUUAGUGAACUGCUGGCAAUAAUGAACAAGGUGGCCGAGCCCAACUGUGAGUUUUUUUUGAAAUCGUCGGAGCUGUUUGAGAGCCCUGUUUAUUUGGAGGAAGCAGCUGAUGUCCUCUGCAUCCUCCAAGCCGAACUCCCAUCACUCUUGCCUAUUGUGGACGUGGCUGAAGCUUUGCUGCAUGUGAAGAACGGCGCUUGGUUCCUCUGUCUCUUAGUGGCCAACGUUCCCGACAGCUUUAACGAAGUGUGCAGGGGCUUGAUCAAGAACGGCGAGCGGCAGGACGAGGAAAGCUUUGGAGGCCGCCGCAGGACAGAGGCUCUCCGCCAGCUCUGCAAGAUGAACCCUGCCCAGGCGCUGAGGGUCCGAGGCAUGGUGGUGGAAGAGUGCCACUUACCUGGACUUGGCGUCGGCUUAACUCUGGACCACACAAAAAACGAGUCUUCGGAGGACAGUGUCAGUGAUCUCGUCUGCUUUGUCAGCGGCUUGUUGCUGGGGACCAACGCCAAAGUCCGGACUUGGUUUGGGACUUUUAUCCGGAAUGGGCAGCAGAGGAAGAGGGAGACGGUCAGCUCGGUGCUCUGGCAGAUGCGUCGGCAGCUGCUUCUGGAGCUGAUGGGGAUCCUGCCCACCGUCCGCAGCAUGCAUGUGCCGGAAGAGGCAGAGGCGGACAUGGAGCCCAACGUCUCUGUGUACUCGGGGCUGAAGGAGGAGCACGUGGUCAAAGCCAGCGCCCUCCUGCGUCUCUACUGCGCUCUGAUGGGCAUCGCGGGGCUGAAGCCGACGGAUGAGGAGGCUGAGCAGCUGCUCCAGCUUAUGACCAGCCGCCCCCCGGCCACUCCAGCGGGCGUCCGCUUUGUGUCGCUCUCCUUCUGCAUGCUGUUGGCCUUCUCCACACUUGUCAGCACUCCUGAACAGGAGCAGCUGAUGGUGAUGUGGCUGAGCUGGAUGAUCAAAGAAGAAGCUUAUUUUGAAAGCACUUCUGGGGUAUCAGCAUCCUUUGGCGAGAUGCUGCUCUUGGUUGCCAUGUAUUUCCAUAGCAACCAACUCAGCGCUAUCAUCGACUUGGUCUGCUCCACCCUGGGGAUGAAGAUUGUUAUUAAGCCGAGUUCUCUGAGCCGCAUGAAGACCAUCUUCACGCAGGAGAUUUUCACGGAACAGGUGGUCACAGCUCACGCAGUCCGUGUGGCUGUCACGGGAAACCUCAGCGCAAACAUCACCGGAUUCCUGCCCAUCCACUGCAUCUACCAGCUUCUCCGGAGCCGCUCUUUCACCAAGCACAAAGUCUCCAUCAAGGACUGGAUUUAUAGGCAGCUGUGUGAAACCACCACUCCACUCCAUCCUCAGUUACUCCCACUGAUCGAUGUCUACAUCAACUCUGUCCUCACACCGGCAUCAAAAUCCAACCCGGAAGCCACAAAUCAGCCAAUCACAGAGCAGGAGAUCUUGAAUGUUUUUGAAGGACUAAUGGGGGGAGAGAACGCUCGCCUGAAUCAGCGUUACGGAAUCACAGCCCAACUUCUCGUCCUGUAUUACAUUCUGUCUUACGAAGAGGCAAUCCUAGCCAGCUCCAAGACCCUGGCUGCCAUGCAGAGGAAGCCCAAGUCUUACUCCCCGGCGUUGAUGGACCAGAUCCCGAUCAAGUAUCUCAUCCGUCAGGCUCAAGGGCUCCAGCAAGAGUUGGGAGGCUUGCAUUCGGCCCUCCUCCGCCUCCUGGCGACUAACUAUCCCCACCUUUCCAUCGUGGAUGACUGGAUUUGUGAGGAGCACAUCACGGGGACAGAUGCUUUGUUGCGCAGGAUGCUGCUGACGGACGCAGCCAAGAAACACUCCCCCAAGCAGCUCCAGGAGGCAUUUUCAGCACUGCAAGGAAAUCACACUCAAGUGCUGCAGAUUCUGGAGCAUUUGACGCUCCUCUCGGCUGGAGAGCUGAUCCCUUACGCGGAGGCACUGACAUCCAACAUGAACCAGCUGCUCUACCCGGGAAUCCCUCGGCGAAUUCUUCAGACCGUCAACAGGCUUUGGAUGGCCUUGAACACUGUCAUGCCUCGGAGGUUGUGGGUGAUGACGGUGAACGCCUUGCAGCCGUCCAACAAGGUGGUCAGACGGCAGAAAUACACUCAGAAGGACCUGAUGAUUGACCCGUUGAUUGUGUUAAGAUGUGACCAGAGAGUCCUCAGGUGCCCCCCUCUGAUGGAUAUCACUCUCCACAUGCUGAACGGCUACCUCCUUGCGUCGAAAGCCUUCCUGAGUGCCCAUCUCAAGGAAACGGCGGAUCAGGACAUCAGGCCGUCCCAAAACAACUUGAUGGGCUUGGAGGCCCCAGAAGUCACCCGGGAAGAACUGAAAAAUGCCCUGCUGGCUGCCCAGGAUAGUGCCGCGGUCCAGAUUCUUCUGGAGAUCUGCUUGCCUAUGGAAGAAGAGAAGACCCUGAGCAACAAUGGCUGCGGCCGGCUGCAGAAGGGCAUCCCAGGUGCUGCCAACUCCAGCCCUCGGAAGAAGAAACCGAAGGAGGAGGAGGAGGAGAUGGAGGUGGAGGGAGAUGGGGAGAAGGAAGAGAAGAGUCUCCUCUGCAAUCUGCGGGAGGUCCAGUGCCUCAUCUGCUGCCUCCUGCACCAGAUGUUCAUUGCCGACCCCAACAUUGCCAAGCUAGUUCACUUCCAGGGGUAUCCAUACGAGCUGCUUGGCCUCACAGUGGCAGGCAUCCCAUCCAUGCACAUCUGCUUGGACUUCAUACCUGAACUGAUUGCUCAGCCUGAACUGGAGAAACAGAUUUUUGCCAUCCAGUUACUUUCUUACUUAUGUAUCCAGUACGCUCUGCCGAAAUCCCUCAGUGUGGCCCGUUUGGCUAUCAAUGUCAUGGGGACGCUGCUAACAGUUUUAACUGAGGCAAAGCGCUACGCCUUUUUCGUCCCCACCCUGCCCUGCCUAGUCUCGUUCUGCCAAGCCUUCCCUCCCCUCUAUGAGGAUAUUAUGUCCCUGCUCAUCCAGAUUGGGCAGGUUUGUGCUUCGGACGUCGCCACAGAGACGAGGGAUUUUGACCCAAUCAUUACGCGUCUCCAGCAACUGAAGGAGAAACCUUACGAGCGAACAAGACUUCACAAAGAGCCGGCUCAUAAAACUGGAGCGGGAGACACCAGCAGCUUGGAUCCCAACGUCCAGCUAUGCCAGUGUAUCGAAAAUACUUUCAUCGAAAUAAUUAACAUGAGUGUCGGCGGAGUUUAAGGUGCGGCCGAAAUGGAAAGGGCCGUUGCCGGGUACUUGGUGGCGGAUGCUGACUUCUUUCUGGUUGGUAAAUUCCAAACUGAAGCUUUCCAGGCCAAAGUGCAGCUACGAAUUGGCUUGGAAGGAAACUGUAUAUUUUUCAUUAGCUUUGGCUUUAAUGCAAAGUUGUGGAUGCAGUAGACAAAUGCCGCUUUCAGUGAAAGCAUCUUAAGGUUUUUGCAGUGGUCUCCGUGUCAACUCCUUCCGGAAUCCAUAUUUGGUGGUUUUUUCGAAGUGAGAGGCUUGCAAAGUGUGUGUUUGUGAAACGGAGAAGUUGCUACCCAGCCAUUUUCUUCUUCAGUGUCUCAGAUGGUUCUCUUCUGCCCUGUGUCCUGAGUUAAAGCCGAACCACAGUCUGAAAUCUGUGGGACAACUUCCAUUCAAGCAGAUGCUCCAGAGUGAAAUGAACAAGGAGAGUUUGAAAGGAACUGCGAGAGAGGCAACUGUUUUGAUUGUUUAAAGUAAAAGCCUGCAUGUAGUGGUAGGCCCCACUGGGUCAAUUU